Scheffersomyces stipitis CBS 6054 is the source of this 1482-nucleotide messenger RNA. It is a transcript of the gene HXT2.1, whose product is annotated as hexose transporter (tentative). The record is from RefSeq and is a predicted model, not a curated record. Gene Ontology annotation, molecular function: carbohydrate:proton symporter activity. Gene Ontology annotation, cellular component: membrane. The coding region runs from base 1 to 1482 and encodes 493 amino acids. Lineage: Eukaryota; Fungi; Ascomycota; Pichiomycetes; Serinales; Debaryomycetaceae. Gene Ontology annotation, biological process: carbohydrate transport; transmembrane transport. The transcript has a single exon.
AUGUUGCAUAUUUUUGUGUUUUUAUGUACUCUUUCUUGUACUACUAACGGUUACGAUGGUUCUAUGUUGAACGGUUUGCAAGCACUUGACUCCUGGCAGGAUGCAAUGGGUCACCCAGAAGGCUAUAAGCUUGGUUCCCUUGCAAAUGGUACAAUCUUUGGUUCAGUUCUCAGUGUUUCUGUUGCAGCAUGGCUCAGUGACAAGGUCGGUAGAAGAGUCGCUAUUAUUAUUGGUUCUGGUAUAGCCGUUGUUGGUGCUAUUUUACAAGGUGCUUCUACUAAUUUCGCUUUCUUUUUAGUUUCCAGAAUUUUGCUUGGUUUCGGUGUUGGAAUUGGAGCUAUUGCUUCACCCGCAUUGAUUGCAGAAAUUUCUUACCCAACUUUCAGACCAACGUGUACUACCCUCUACAAUACGUUAUGGUAUUUGGGUGCUGUUAUUGCUGCUUGGGUCACUUUCGGUACUCAACACUUGAAAGGAAGUGCUAGUUGGAGAGUUCCAUCGUAUAUCCAGGCAUUCUUACCAGCAGUGCAAUUUGUCAGUCUUUGGUGGUGCCCCGAAUCCCCAAGAUGGAUGAUUGCCAAAGGCAGAGAAGAUGAAGCCAGACAAAUCCUCUUCAAAUAUCAUACUGGUGGGGACCAAGAUGAUAGAGCAGUAAGAUUGGUUGAGUUUGAAAUAAAAGAAAUCAAGGCUGCUUUGGAGAUGGAAAAGAUUUGCUCCAACUCUAAGUACAGUGACUUCUUGACAAUUCCUUCUUACAGAAAGAGAUUAUUUUUGCUUUCAUUUACAGCUAUCAUCAUGCAAUUAUCUGGUAAUGGGUUAGUUUCUUACUAUCUCAGUAAGGUUUUGACUUCAAUUGGUAUUAAAUCUGCUAACGAGCAGUUGAUCAUCAAUGGUUGUCUUAUGAUUUACAAUAUGGUUAUUGCUCUGUCUGUUGCAUUCGUCGUUUACUUAUUUAGAAGAAGAACUUUGUUCUUAACGUCCAUUUCAGGUAUGUUAUUCAGUUACAUUAUCUGGACAGCCCUUUCUGCAGUUAAUCAACAGAGAGACUUCAAGGACAAAUCAUUGGGCAAGGGCGUGCUUGCAAUGAUCUUCUUCUACUAUUUGUCCUACGAUAUUGGUGCAAAUGGAUUGCCAUUCUUGUAUGUGACAGAAAUCUUACCUUACACCCACAGAGCCAAGGGCCUUAACGUCAUGUACGGGGUUCAAAUGACUACUUUAGUGUACAAUGGUUACGUCAACCCUAUAGCUAUGGACGCACUUGACUGGAAAUACUACAUUGUGUGGUGUUGUUUCUUGGCCUUUGAAUUGCUCAUUGUCUACUUCUUCUUUGUGGAAACAUAUGGAUACUCUUUGGAAGAAGUUGCAAAGGUUUUCGGUGACGAUCCAAACUCUUCCCUCAUUCAAUCAACUUCUAGCAACGAAAAAGCUUCCAUUGAGCAUUUAGAAGAUACUUCUUCCGCAGAGAUCGGAAGAGUCGUCUGA